AGGAGGCGGCGAUCCCGGCGGAGGGGGCCGUUCGCCAGCUCCGAGGCAGAAAGUGCCACGACUCCACACGCGCGCACGCAGCCAGCGAGCGGCCCGAGCGGACGGCUGACGGGGCGGGUGGCGUCGGGGUCGCGGUGCCUGCAGCUGUUCGGGGGCGGCUUAUCAGCGGAAGCUCGGCCGACUCCUCUCUCCCGGUUCCGCGGCGGCGGCAAAGGCGGCGGCUCCUGCCCUCUCGCUCUCCCUCUCGCGUCUCCGGCUGCAGGUGAAAGGAGCAAGCCAGAAUGGACAUUUACGACACUCAGACCUUGGGGGUUGUGGUCUUUGGCGGAUUCAUGGUGGUUUCUGCCAUUGGCAUCUUCCUGGUGUCGACCUUCUCCAUGAAGGAAACAUCGUAUGAAGAAGCCCUAGCCAACCAGCGGAAGGAGAUGGCGAAAACUCACCACCACAAAGUAGAGAAGAAAAAGAAGGAGAAGACAGUGGAAAAGAAAGGAAAGACCAAGAAAAAGGAAGAGAAACCCAAUGGGAAGAUACCUGACCAUGAGUUGGCACCCAACGUGACCAUCCUCUUCAGAGAGCCAGUGCGGGCACCUGCCAUGGCUGUGGCUCCAACCCCAGUUCAGCCCCCCGUGGUCAUUGCACCUAUUGCCACAGUUCCAGCCAUGCCCCAAGAGAAACCAGCCUCCUCCCCUAAGGACAAAAAGAAGAAGGAGAAAAAAGUGGCAAAAGUGGAACCAGCAGUCAGUUCUGUAGUGAAUUCCAUCCAGGUUCUCACUUCAAAGUCUGCCAUCUUGGAAACUGCUCCCAAGGAAGUGCCCAUGGUAGCUGUGCCCCCAGUGGGUGCCAAGGCUAGUACCCCAGUUACUGGCACUGCUCAGGGCAGAAAAGCAGAGGGGGCUCAGAAUCAGGGCAAGAGGGCCGAGGGGGCCCAGAACCUGGGCAAGAAGGCCGAGGGGGCCCAGAACCAGGGCAAGAAGGCCGAGGGGGCCCAGAACCAGGGCAAGAAGGCCGAGGGGCCCCAGAACCAGGGCAAGAAGGCCGAGGGGGCCCAGAACCAGGGCAAGAAGGCCGAGGGGCCCCAGAACCAGGGCAAGAAGGCAGAGGGGGCCCAGAACCAGGGCAAGAAGGCCGAGGGGGCCCAGAACCAGGGCAAGAAGGCCGAGGGGGCCCAGAACCAGGGCAAGAAGGCCGAGGGGGCCCAGAAUCAGGGCAAGAAGGCCGAGGGGGCCCAGAACCAGGGUAAGAAAACAGAGGGGGCCCAGAACCAGGGCAAGAAGGUGGAAGGGGCCCAGAACCAGGGUAAGAAAGCCGGGGGAGCCCAGAACCAAGGGAAAAUGGCAGAGGGGAUACAAAAUCAGGGAAGAAAGGCAGAUGGGGUCCAGAACCAGGGUAAAAAGGCAGAGGGAACCCCAAACCAGGGCAAAAAGGUAGAAGGAGCUCAAAAUCAGGGGAAAAAGGCCGAGGGAACCCCAAACCAGGGGAAAAAGGCUGAGGGAACCCCAAACCAGGGCAAAAAUGUUGAUGGAGCUCAAAACCAGGGUAAGAAGGCAGAUGGAACUCCAAACCAGGGGAGAAAGGCAGAUGGGGCCCAGAACCAGGGCAAAAAGACAGAGGGAACUCCAAACCAGGGGAAAAAGGGUGAGGGAACCCCAAACCAGGGGAAAAAGGGUGAGGGAACCCCAAACCAGGGCAAAAAGGCUGAGGGAGUCCCAAACCAGGGCAAAAAGGUAGAAGGAGCCCAAAACCAGGGCAAAAAGGCUGAGGGGAACCAAAAUCAGGGCAAAAAGGCCGAGGGGGCCCAGAACCAGGGCAAAAAAGGAGAGGGGACCCCCAACCAGGGCAAAAAGGCAGAUGCAAUUGCUAAUCAGGGCACAAAGGCAGAGGGAGUUACAAACCAGGGGAAGAAAGCAGAGGGGGUUCCCAGUCAAGGCAAAAAGGCAGAGGGAACACCAAACCAGGGCAAAAAGGCAGAAGGGUCCCCCAGUCAGGGCAAGAAGGUGGAUGUGGCUGCUAAUCAGGGUAAAAAGACUGAGUCGGCUGCCAUCCAGGGCAAAAAUACAGAUACGGUCCGGAGCCAGGAGGCACCAAAGCUAGAGGCACCUGCAAAGAAGAAGUCUGGUUCAAAGAAAAAAGGUGAGCCUGGGCCCACGGAUUCUGACAGCCCUCUCUACCUCCCCUACAAGACUCUGGUCUCCACGGUCGGGAGCAUGGUGUUCAGUGAGGGAGAGGCCCAGCGGCUCAUCGAGCUCCUGUCCGAGAAGGCCGGCAUCAUUCAGGACACAUGGCAUAAGGCCACUCAGAAGGGUGACCCUGUGGCGAUUCUGAAACGCCAGCUGGAAGAAAAGGAAAAGCUUCUGGCCACGGAGCAGGAAGAUGCUGCUGCAGCCAAGAGUAGGCUCAGGGAGCUCAACAAGGAGAUGGCAGCGGAAAAGGCCAAGGCAGCAGCUGGGGAGGCCAAGGUGAAGAAGCAGCUAGUGGCGCGGGAGCAGGAGAUCACGGCCGUGCAGGCACGGAUGCAGGCCGCCUACCGGGAUCACAUGAAGGAGGUGCAGCAGCUGCAGGGCAAGAUCCGGACUCUGCAGGAGCAGCUGGAGAACGGCCCCAACACUCAGCUGGCCCGUCUGCAGCAGGAGAACUCCAUCCUGAGGGACGCCCUGAACCAGGCCACAAGCCAGGUGGAGAGCAAGCAGAAUGCAGAGUUGGCCAAGCUCCGGCAGGAGCUCAACAAGGUCAACAAGGAGCUGGAGGAGAAGUUAGAGGCUACGCGGCAGGAGGAGCAGCGGCGGAAGGCUCUGGAAACCAAGGCAGCCACCUUCGAGAAGCAGGUCCUACAGCUGCAGGUGGCUCACAAGGAGAGUGAGGAGGCCCUGCAGAAGCGCCUGGACGAGGUCAGCCGGGAGCUGUGCCGUACUCAGACCAGUCAUGCCAGCCUCCGGGCAGAUGUGGAGAAGGCCCAGGAGCAGCAGCAGCAGAUGGCUGAGUUGCGCAGCAAGUUACAGUCCUCUGAAGCAGAGGUGAGGAGCAAAUGUGAGGAGCUGAGUGAUCUCCACGGGCAGCUCAAGGAGGCCAGAGUGGAGAACUCACAGCUCACGGAAAGGAUCCGAUCCAUCGAGGCCUUGCUGGAGGCAGGCCAGGCCCAGGACACCCAGGCCAGCCAAACGGAGGCCGACCAGCAGCAGACCCGCCUCAAGGAGCUGGAGUCCCAGGUGUCGUGUUUGGAGAAAGAGGCCACUGAGCUCAGGGAGGCUGUGGAGCAGCAGAAAGUGAAGAACAACGACCUCCGAGAGAAGAACUGGAAGGCCAUGGAGGCGCUGGCCGUGGCUGAGCGGGCCUGCGAGGAGAAACUGCGCUCCCUGACACAGGCCAAGGAAGAUUCAGAGAAGCAACUCCACCUGACCGAGGCACAGACCAGGGAGGCCCUCCUGGCUCUGCUCCCAGGACUCUCCCUCACGGCACACCAGAAUUAUGCCGAAUGGCUGCAGGAGCUCAAAGAGAAAGGCACUGAGUUACUGAAGCAGCCAUCGGCUACCACAGAGCCCUCCUCGGACUUGGCCUCCAAGUUAAGGGAGGCUGAAGAGACCCAGGUCACUCUUCAGGCCGAGUGUGACCAGUACCGCACGAUCCUGGCUGAGACGGAGGGCAUGCUGAGAGACCUGCAGAAGAGCGUGGAGGCGGAGGAGCAGGUGUGGAAGGCCAAAGUGGACGCAGGAGAGGGGGAGCUUCAGAAGUCACGGGCCACAGUGAAACAUCUUGAAGAGACCAUAGAGAGGCUAAAAGGAGAACGUGACAGUUCGGAUCAGGUGAGGGAGCAUCUGGAGGUGGAGCUGGAGAAGCACAUGGCAGCCGCCAGCACCGAGUGCCAGAACUACGCCAAGGAAGUGGCAGGGUUGAGGCAACUUUUAUUAGAAUCUCAAUCUCAGCUGGAUGUAGCCAAGAAUGAAGCCCAGAAGCAGAGUGAUGAGCUUGCCCUGGUCAGACAGCAGUUGAGUGAGAUGAAGAGCCACGUAGAGGAUGGUGAUGUAGCUGGGUCCCCAGCUGCCUCCCCAGAGGCCCCCCCAGCCGAGCAGGACCCUGUCGAGCUGAAAAUGCAGCUGGAACGGACAGAGGCUGUCCUGGAGGAUGAGCAGACACAGCGGCACAAGCUCACAGCCGAAUUUGAGGAGGCUCAGGCCGCAGCAUGUCGGUUACAAGAAGAGCUGGAGAAGCUUGGCACCACCAGUCUGGAGUCUUCAGGAACAGUGGAGGCUGUGCAGCUGAAGGAAAGACUAGAAAAAGAAAAAAAGUUAACAAGUGACCUGGGGCGCGCUGCCACCAAACUGCAGGAGCUUUUGAAGACAACGCAGGAACAGCUGGCAAAGGAGAAAGACACAGUGAAAAAGUUGCAGGAACAGCUGGAAAAAACAGAAGACAGUAGCAGCUCAAAGGAGGGCACCUCUGUCUGAGUCUCCUGUGGAAAAAGAAGUUACUGUUCAACUUACCAAAAUGCCUUACACAUUCCUUACAAGUAAACAAACCAGUACAGCGUUAUCCAGGCCCAACUUCCGGUAGCUCAAAGAGAAGCCAUUAGAGACAUGAGUCUCUUAGAACUACAGAAAUAGAUCUUCCAGAUACUCAGUUUGUAAAAGAACCUUUGUCACAUUUGAUAAACACUACUCCCUGGAAGCCGCCCUGGACGCCACCACCUGAGCAGUCGCCAAAGCCCUCAUCAACUCUGUGACAGCCUCCUGGGUGUUUUGUGCCCGGAGGCUGGUUGUUCUAGGGGUCUGUCAAAUCAGUGCAAUUGUCCUGUCUGUAUUCAGUGGGGCAGGGCUGGGAAGUGGGCGGGACCAGGUCAUAAGUUCUGGAAGGCUGUGGGCGCACUGGAGGACCACAGGCCAGCCCAGUGAGGCAGCAACCCUGCACCCCUUGAAGAUGCCAACCAGGACUGAUGUGUGACCUCCUGGAUGACAAUGCCAUUAAAACCAACAUUGAUGCCUGGCA
Messenger RNA from Otolemur garnettii (small-eared galago), 4977 nucleotides. RefSeq names its product ribosome binding protein 1 (gene RRBP1). NCBI's taxonomy places the organism in Eukaryota, Metazoa, Chordata, Mammalia, Primates, Galagidae. The transcript is spliced from 25 exons. Gene Ontology annotation, cellular component: endoplasmic reticulum membrane. The record is from RefSeq and is a predicted model, not a curated record. The coding region runs from base 282 to 4439 and encodes 1385 amino acids. Gene Ontology annotation, biological process: protein transport.